AUGGAGUGGCUGUGUGUGGUGAUGUUUCUGAUCAGCGGACCCCCUUCUGCCGGAGCCCAGUUUAACGGAUACAACUGCGACGCCAACUUCCACAGCCGCUUUCCUGGUGAGCGCGACAUCAGUGUGUACUGUGGCGUGCAGACCAUCACGCUGAAGAUUAACUUCUGCCCGGUGCUCUUCUCGGGAUACACCUCCUCGGACCUGGCCCUCAACGGUCGCCAUGGUGAGGCCCAUUGCCGCGGCUUCAUCAACAACAACACCUUUCCCACCGCGGUGCUCUUCAGCAUCAGCCUUAGCACACUGGAGGCCUGCGGAAACACACUGGAGGUGUCCACGGCUCCAGGUGUGAACGCCUACGGCAACGCGUCCAUGGUGCAGAUGGGGAACGUGUCGGGAUUCAUCGACACCCCCGACCCCCCCACACUCAUCAGCUACCUCCCUGGACUGCUGUACAAGUUCAGCUGCAGCUACCCGCUCGAGUACCUCAUCAACAACACGCAACUGGCAUCGUCUUCCGCUGCAAUAUCUGUAAAAGACAGCAAUGGCACGUUUGUGAGCACACUGAGUUUGGUGCUGUACAAUGACUCAAACUAUUACCAGCAGCUGUCCAUCCCCAUGGGCGGACUGGCUCUGAAGACUCGAGUGUUUGCUGCGGUGAAGGCUACCAACCUCGACCGCAGAUGGAGCGUCCUGAUGGACUACUGUUACGCCACUCCCUCGGGGAACCCUAACGACCACGUCCACUACGACCUUUUCUUCGGGUGCCAGAAGGACCCGCAGACGACGGUUCUGGAGAACGGCAAGAGCCAGAUGGGCCGCUUCUCUUUCGAGGUGUUCCGCUUCGUCAAGCACCGCAACCAGAAGAUGUCCACCAUCUUCCUGCACUGUAUCACCAAGCUGUGUCGCCCUGACGACUGCGCCAUGCUCAUGCCCAUCUGCAGUAGGAGGAGGAGAGACGAGGUGGAGGUCCGGAGGAGAGAGGGGUCAAAGCUCAGGUCAAAGGGCAGUCGAGACUCAGGAGACACUGUCAUCACCGCCGGCCCCAUCAUAACACGAGGGGAUGAAACCCUGAGCAACAACUCAGAGCUGGCUCCGGCGGAGGGCCCCUCUCUGCGUGUGAGUUCUGUGACGGCUGCUCUGUUGUCGGGCGUCGGCGUCUUAGGAGUGGUGAGCUUCAGCCUCUUCCUGUUCCUGCUGCGGUUGCUACGGAGACCCGCCAUGCCCACUGGCUCAGGGAGACACAAUCCUAACUUCAAUCCUAAGUGA
Sardina pilchardus (European sardine) is the source of this 1266-nucleotide messenger RNA. Its product is annotated as zona pellucida-like domain-containing protein 1. NCBI's taxonomy places the organism in Eukaryota, Metazoa, Chordata, Actinopteri, Clupeiformes, Clupeidae. The record is from RefSeq and is a predicted model, not a curated record. Gene Ontology annotation, cellular component: cell surface. The transcript is spliced from 10 exons. The coding region runs from base 1 to 1266 and encodes 421 amino acids.